AUGAUCCACAUCACGUCGUUGUCCACGUCAUGUUUGGAUGGUCUAGCUUCACUGGGUGAGACCACUGCCGCUGUUUCUUUCGAUCAUGUGGUCAAGACAUUUAAACAGGUUCUGCGUCCCGGUUUCAAAACCUUCACCUUUAUAAAGCUCGAGGGUCUGAACAAUUACGAUGCUUGGUUAUAUGACUUGAAGAAGUGGUUAGCAUUCGAAGAUGAUUUCAUCUCAAAGAAGCUCUCCUAUGAUGCCAUUGAUCCCCUGGUGAAAGAGUAUUACUCCAAACUCAAGGAAGAUGAGCUCCGCGAAUUGAUAACUCAGAUCAACUACUAUCUAUGUGCCCACAUCAAGAAAUGCGUUGAUACUUCUAAAGUCGCGACUAACUUCAAUAACUUUCAUGAGUUGUGGAAAGAAAUCAAACGUGUUGGUGAAACGGAUAUUAUUGGACGUCAGAUCGCUGAACUCAAGUCUAACUAUAAGGCGUUUAGAUCCUAUGAAGACCACAAAAGACAUUGCAACAUCUAUCCUGAAACCAAUGACUGGAAAAUCCAUUGGAUGGCUUUUAUGUUCAAUCCAUUCAAAGUCUCUGAAAAUUCCUUGAGGAAACUCUUCAUUUCCUUCAAUUAUACGACGAUUGACAAAGACUUCCAGAAUGCCGUCAAGUUGGAGGAGGUUCCAGGUCUUACGUCUGACAGAAUCAUUGAAGAGUUGAGGGAUCACUGUGAACGUGAACUUGACCUUAAGCAUGAUGAACGUUGGAAGUCAAAUGGUCAAAAUCGCAAGAAUCAUUACAAACAUGGCAAGAAGGCAAACCCCAAGAAUGACAAGUCCUCAAAUGGUAAGGUUCCUAGAUCGCCUGGUAAGCCUGCCAAAACAUCGUCGAUGUUUGCCGAGUGUAGCCUUUACUGGAUUCCUGGGGCGGAUGUUCAAACUGUGGAGGACUUACGUUAUCUCCAAGAGUAUGAGGAUGAAAUUAUUGAUGUAGAGGGAUCCGAGGGCCACAUCACUGAAACAUUUGCAAAAGGUACCAUCAAAAUCCUUCCUCACUGCUAA
Messenger RNA from Candidozyma auris, 1047 nucleotides. RefSeq lists its product as uncharacterized. Bases 1 to 1047 code for a protein of 348 amino acids. Lineage: Eukaryota; Fungi; Ascomycota; Pichiomycetes; Serinales; Metschnikowiaceae. The record is from RefSeq and is a predicted model, not a curated record. The transcript has 2 exons.